Brassica oleracea var. oleracea is the source of this 2059-nucleotide messenger RNA. RefSeq names its product lysine--tRNA ligase, chloroplastic/mitochondrial. The record is from RefSeq and is a predicted model, not a curated record. NCBI's taxonomy places the organism in Eukaryota, Viridiplantae, Streptophyta, Magnoliopsida, Brassicales, Brassicaceae. The coding region runs from base 1 to 1806 and encodes 601 amino acids. Gene Ontology annotation, molecular function: ATP binding; tRNA binding; lysine-tRNA ligase activity. Gene Ontology annotation, cellular component: cytoplasm; mitochondrion; cytosol. The transcript has 14 exons. Gene Ontology annotation, biological process: lysyl-tRNA aminoacylation.
AUGGAGGCCCUGAAAGUAUGGAGUCUAACGGCGUCGCCAUUGAGGCAAUUACUUCGUCUAUCUUCUUCUUCUACCGCAAUAUACGGAAGAAGAUCCCACCACUCAUCACUGAUGCUCCGAUGCGCCUCCGCCGCUUCUUCUUCUUCUUCUUCCUCAAAUGCCGCCACGGCUGAAACUCCCAAACCCUCCGGCCGAAACAGAAGGGCGGCUUCUUCUUCUAAUUCCACCUCCGAUCGUGAAGCUAUCCGCUCAAUUCGUCUAAAAAAGGUUGAAGAGCUGAGAGGUCAAGGUGUAGAGCCAUAUGCUUACAAGUGGGAGAAGAGCCACAGUGCAAAUCAACUCCAAGAGAUUUAUAAGCAUUUAGCGAAUGGUGAAGAGUUAAACGACGAGAGUGAUCGUGUUUCUAUAGCUGGGAGAGUCGUUGCUCGUAGAGCGUUUGGGAAGCUUGCGUUUUUGACUCUGAGGGAUGACUCUGGAACCAUUCAGCUUUACUGUGAGAAGGAAAGGCUGUCAGAUGAGCAGUUUGAACAGCUGAAGGCAUUCAUAGACAUUGGUGAUAUUUUGGGUGCUAGUGGCUCAAUGAAGAGGACUGAGAAAGGGGAACUUUCUAUAUGUGUGAGUUCUUUUUCAAUUCUCACAAAGUCUCUCCUUCCAUUGCCUGACAAGUAUCAUGGUCUAACUGAUAUUGAUAAACGUUACCGCCAAAGGUAUGUGGAUAUGAUUGCUAAUCCUGAAGUGGCUGAUGUGUUCCGCAAAAGGGCAAAAAUAGUUUCAGAGAUACGCAAGACAGUGGAGUCUUCUGGAUAUCUGGAGGUUGAAACUCCAGUUCUUCAGGGGGCAGCUGGUGGAGCCGAAGCUAGACCCUUUGUAACGUAUCAUAACUCACUUGGAAGGGAUCUUUACCUGAGGAUUGCAACCGAGCUUCACUUGAAAAGAAUGCUGGUUGGAGGGUUUGAGAAAGUAUACGAAAUUGGUCGUAUAUUUAGAAACGAAGGCCUUUCAACACGUCACAAUCCUGAAUUCACAACCAUCGAGAUGUAUGAAGCUUUUUCGGACUACCAAAGCAUGAUGGACAUGGCAGAACUAAUCGUCACUGGAUGUGCAAUGGCAGUUAAUGGGAAGCUAACAAUUGAUUAUCAGGGAACAGAGAUCUGCCUCGAGCGGCCUUGGAGGAGAGAAACCAUGCACAAUCUCGUUAAAGAGGCAACAGGAAUCGAUUUCAGUGAGCUAGGGGAAGAUCUCGGAAAGGCCAAAGACACAGUUCUGGUGGCACUUCAAGACGUGCUUGAGCACAAGGACAAAUCUGGAAUUGGAGCUUGCUCUUCUCUCGGCCAUCUUCUUAAUGAGGUGUUUGAAGUUGUUGUAGAGCCAAAGCUUGUGCAGCCAACUUUUGUAUUGGACUACCCAAUCGAGAUAUCUCCCUUGGCCAAGCCACAUCGCGGUAAUGCAGGUUUGACUGAAAGAUUUGAGCUGUUCAUCUGUGGCCGUGAAAUGGCUAACGCAUUCUCUGAAUUGACUGAUCCUGUGGACCAGAGGAGGCGGUUGGAAGAGCAAGUAAGGCAGCAUAACGCAAAGCGAGCGGCGGCUGCAGCAGAAACUCCUGAGGGAAAGGCAAAGAAAGAUGAUGAUGAUGAUGAUGAAUCAUAUGAGGUGACACUAGACGAAGACUUUCUCACUGCUCUAGAAUACGGAAUGCCUCCUGCUUCUGGAAUGGGGCUUGGUAUUGACAGGCUGGGGAUGCUGUUGACAAACUCUGCGAGUAUAAGAGACGUCAUUGCGUUUCCUGUUCUGAAAGUUCAGCAGUAACACUUAUGCCGAACUUGGUAAUACAUGUUUGUAGCUUUAGCAUUCUUUCUGGUUAUUUCUCCAGCAGAGCAAGUUGGAAGAAGCAUGUGUAAUAUUUAGAUAGCAAAAACCAAUCCAAUGAUUUUAUUCUUGAAAAGUGCUUGAAACCGAAAUAGACAUAAUAAUACAUACGAAAAGAGUUCCAUCAUGUUAUUGGUGGCCUCUCUUCUAGUUUAUCCCAUUUGAGAUAUGGUAAACAUUACACAAACGUUUA